Messenger RNA from Mesorhabditis belari, 1830 nucleotides. NCBI's taxonomy places the organism in Eukaryota, Metazoa, Nematoda, Chromadorea, Rhabditida, Rhabditidae. The record is from the annotation of a GenBank genome assembly.
AUGCAAAAACGAAUUCCUGGAAAUGGCACCAAAGAAAAGAUGGAAUGGACUGUUCAGUCAAAGAUCGAUUUCGAAAACUACAAAACAUUCAACUUUAGACGAUCGCCUCCACCGUCCACCAGGGCCUGCUCACUCUGCUCUACUUUUUCUAUUUUCUCUUCAAGGGAAAUCCCGAAUGGAAAUGUGAACGAGAACGAGAGAAAGAAAUGGAGAAAAUUCGGCAAAAGAUUUGCUGUGUCGAUUGUCAGCCAAGUCAAGAUUGCUUUGAGCACAGAAGAAAAAAAUAUUGACCUCCGAUCACAAGAACAUGGCAGAGGAGCAGCGACCACGGUCAAAGAUUGGUUCUCAAAAGCCUGGUCAUCCGUUUCGAAAGCGGCGGGGAAAGUGUGGGGCGGAGUGAAGAAAGGUUUCUCGUGGGUGUGGACAAAAGUGAAGGAUUUUUGGAAUUGGUUGAGCCGAAAGUGUGGAAAUGCCGUCCCGUUCUUCAAAACGGUCCUUUUCACGGCGAUUCCUGAACAAGAGUUGCCUCCACCUGCAUAUCCAGCCGGCUUCCGACCAGUUCAUUUCGAUUCGGAUGAGCGAUCGAUGAGCGAAGAGUUGAGCUUCAAAGAGUUGCCACCGGUACAACAAACUAAUCCAAGACUUCCACCAAUUCCACCACCCCGCCCGAUCACCCCAUCUUUGAAAGUCACUGAGGCUCAGGAUGAGGAGAAAGAAGAGAAUGAGCAUGAGUCAAAGAAAUCCCUCCCCUCCUCUCCACCGCCAAUUCCUAUUGAAACCUAUAACAUUGAAAACAAAACAAAAACUCCAGCACCGAAUGUCCCUUCAAAGCCACCAAUGCAUGUCGAAUUUCAUGAAGAGACGACAAAGGCUUAUCAGGGAAAUGACGGCGCAGCAGCUAGAAUCUCCUAUAUUCAGCAGCCAAACAUCGACUUAUCCCAAUACACAACGCGAAUCGGAGGAAUCGGACCAUCACGAAGCGAAGCAACGAACGAAACGACAACUAACAUUCGAACAACGAGAGAAGGAUCGAUUGGACCGGCGAUUGAGGGCGGAUUCUAUUCACAACGGACAUAUGGAGAUGGAAAAACUCCAGUGGCUGAAGAGCGGAAAUCAGCGACCUCACCGGUUGGUGGGAAUGUGAAAGGAGCUGUGCCAAUGUUGCCCGUAUCGGUUCUUGAACAAAUGGCCGCUUCUGUUGAAACUUUUGGUGAACGAACUGAGAGGAAAUCGGCUACAGUGACGGAGAGAGUACGCGAGGCGAACUCGAAGACACCCGUUCCUUUUGAGGGACGAAAAACUCCGGUGUCGUUUGAGCGACGCGUGGAAAGCCAGGAAACGAAAGUGAAGCGAGAAUCAUCAAUGCCACCGCAGGUUGUGAGUCGAAUCGAGAAUUCGACCAACGACGAACCGCAAUUUAUCUUCAGAGCCAAAGCACCGGCUAGCUUCAACCAGGAAAACAAUUUUGAUUUAAAUGGAUACUUGAUGGGGCACAGUGUUUAUAGACCGAUUCCCGAAGCUGAGCGGAUGAGAAAUACGAUCAAUAGGCGUGACACUUUCCAUCUUGGAGGAGCGAAUGUAAACUCCCGGAUUCGUGGCUGGCCUCCACCAUCAAAUACGACACCGAUGGAUAUCAGUAAGGAUUAUUGGCUGAAUGGAGACUCGACAAUGUCAUGUUAUGAUCGAAAUGGAGAUCUUGUCACGACGAAGCUCAAAAGAAUCUCCGAAAAGACGACUGAGGACAACUGGAAAUGGAGAGAUCACAAUGGACGGGUUGUUGACGAGAAAUCGGAGCGAUCGUGGCAGGGUGAUUUGGAUGGAGAUGACCAA